AUGCAGAGACAAAAUCGUCACUUUUACCGCAUCAAAUAUGAAGAGUUUAUUGAUUGUUUCCAUUUGCGCUAUUCUGUUGCAGGUCGCUCUCAUCGUGAUUGUGAUGCUGGUGAUUUGCUUGUGAACAAGUUGUGGAGGCAGGAGAACAUCGACACUCGUGUGAGUAGUUUUGCUGGAUUUGAUCAAAUUUACAAACCUUAUAAGAGUUACCAAUCUUCCUCUGAAAGUUGCUUUGGUCUGGAAAAAUAUGAAAUAAAGCAGUUGGAAUUAAAUGUCACACGGUGUGGACACAUGGACAAAGGUGACAAACACCUGCAAACAAAUGCACUUGCAUUGUCGCCGCAGAAUGAAUGUGCAGCAAGGGUCUUGGCAUGCCGUGAAAGGAAUCUCACGAAAUGUAACCGUCAUAUCUUACGCAGAUGGAAAGGCUUCUCUUCUUGGUACUUUCUUCUCACCGAGUCAUCAUCUCCAUUCCAGUUUUGCAAGCGUGUUGAUGAGAUGUCCCCACUUCACUAUUGUAGUGGUGGUUUGGAAUGGAUUAACGCUCUCUAUGAGAAUUCAUUUAUUUCAACUUUGCUUGAAAUGGCUUGCAAAAGAAUACCAUAUCAAUUAUCGGUUGUAACGACAACCUAA
Echinococcus granulosus is the source of this 633-nucleotide messenger RNA. RefSeq lists its product as hypothetical. NCBI's taxonomy places the organism in Eukaryota, Metazoa, Platyhelminthes, Cestoda, Cyclophyllidea, Taeniidae. The coding region runs from base 1 to 633 and encodes 210 amino acids. The record is from RefSeq and is a predicted model, not a curated record. The transcript is spliced from 6 exons.